UGUCUUGCUACAAAUUUUGCCAGCGGACCAUCCGAGAAACGAAGCCGCCCCCUUGGUUUAAAGAUCUGCGCUACCAUUGUUGAACAAUUGAGAGUAAAGGAGAGAUAUUGCAGCCCAUUCCUCCAUAUUUUUAGAGAGAGAGGGAAGGGUUUUGUAGAGAGAGAAACAUAGAUGGCGGCAAGCAGCCUGGUAAAGCUUAACCUAUCAGCUUCGCAAUGGAUCGGCGGUCACAGCCUCGAUCACAGAGUCUCUGCACGCCCAUCGGCCCGCAGGGUUAUGAUGGCGCCGAUCAGAGCAAGCGCAUUCGCUGAUGAACUCGUCAAGACCGCCAAAUCGAUUGCUUCUCCUGGACGUGGGAUUCUUGCCAUCGAUGAGUCCAAUGCAACAUGCGGGAAGAGGCUUUCAUCGAUUGGUUUGGACAACACCGAACCCAAUCGCCAGGCUUACAGGCAGCUCUUGCUAACCACUCCUGGUCUCGGAGAGUAUAUCUCAGGUGCUAUUCUUUUUGAGGAAACUCUCUACCAGUCGACCACUGAUGGUAAGAAGUUCGUGGACUGCAUGAUUGAUGAGAAGAUCACGCCCGGUAUCAAGGUUGACAAGGGCCUGGUUCCUCUCCCGGGAUCGAACAAUGAGUCGUGGUGCCAGGGCUUGGAUGGUUUGGGCUCAAGAUGCGCUGAAUAUUACAAGCAGGGGGCUCGUUUUGCUAAAUGGCGCACUGUAGUGAGCAUUCCUUGUGGUCCUUCUGCCUUGGCUGUGAAGGAAGCAGCAUGGGGGCUUGCACGAUAUGCUGCCAUUGCUCAGGAUAACGGCCUCGUACCCAUUGUCGAGCCUGAGAUCCUUCUUGAUGGGGACCACUCCAUUGACAGAACCCUUGAGGUGGCAGAGAAGGUGUGGGCUGAGGUAUUCUUCUACUUGGCAGAGAACAAUGUCAUGUUUGAGGGCAUCCUUCUCAAGCCCAGCAUGGUGACUCCUGGGGCUGAACACAGAGAGAAGGCCUCCCCUGAGACCAUUGCCCAGUACACCCUUAAGUUGUUGAACAGAAGAGUCCCACCUGCUGUUCCUGGGAUCAUGUUCCUGUCGGGUGGCCAAUCAGAAGCGGAGGCAACCUUGAAUCUGAACGCAAUGAAUCAAGCACCAAACCCAUGGCACGUGUCAUUCUCCUAUGCUCGGGCCCUGCAAAACACAGUGCUCAAGACAUGGCAGGGACACCCUGAGAACGUGGAGGCCGCUCAGCAAGCAUUGCUCGUGCGUGCCAAGGCGAACUCCCUCGCCCAACUUGGCCGUUACUCAGCUGCAGGCGAGAGUGAGGAGGCCAAGAAGGGGAUGUUUGUUAAGGGUUACACCUACUAAAUGUGGAUGAUGGAUGGUGUGAAAGGCACCCCCUGCCUUUUUGUGAUAUGAAUUUCCAGGGAUCUUGGCUACCGGAUCAUAGUGUGAUAAUGUAUGAUGGCAGUGCUUAGGAGUUCUUAGGGAGUUUUCGAGUUUGGUAGUGAGAGGACAUUAGAACCAGCUCCAGCUACAAGGCUUUUCUAAUUAGUUUGUCUGUAAUGGUGGUUUGAAUAAUCAUUUCCUGAAGUUGGAAUCGUAAAUAGACAAUCCAUGUCCAUUAGUUCGAAAUUUCUGAUGAAUCUUUUUUGUGCUUAAAGACAACUCUCUCUCGCAAGAGAUUUCCUAAGAAUGCAAAGCAAAAUUGUGGAGCGA
Messenger RNA from Amborella trichopoda, 1701 nucleotides. RefSeq names its product fructose-bisphosphate aldolase 3, chloroplastic. Lineage: Eukaryota; Viridiplantae; Streptophyta; Magnoliopsida; Amborellales; Amborellaceae. Gene Ontology annotation, molecular function: fructose-bisphosphate aldolase activity. The record is from RefSeq and is a predicted model, not a curated record. Gene Ontology annotation, biological process: glycolytic process.